Molecule: messenger RNA, 1296 nt
Organism: Eutrema salsugineum
Lineage: Eukaryota; Viridiplantae; Streptophyta; Magnoliopsida; Brassicales; Brassicaceae
Exons: 11
Coding region: 1-1296 (431 amino acids)
Source: RefSeq, a predicted model, not a curated record
AUGAUUGUGAACAUUGCAGUGUUGUCAAGAAUGGCUUCAAGUGACGGUCUUGAAUUUCCAUUCGACACCAAUUCCUUCUUGUUCUUGGAAUCGCCGGAAACUUUUAGUGCUCUCACGGAGUGUCAGGAGAAUUCUUCGUUGCUGAUUCCAGAAAAAGAACACAAUGAGAUUGUUGAAUUUGUCCCUGUCUCUGCCGCCAAAAAUGAUAUACAUCCCUCAUCACUAGAAGAGAAUUCACGCAUUGAUCAUCAAGAGACAUUAUCAAGAACUUCAAGCUUUAAUCAAAGCUUCCAUCACGAAGACGAUCAUUCUAAUUAUCUCAUUGCAGCAAGAAAUCUUCCUAACAUGCCAUCAUGUACACUCCCAAAUGGCCCAAGAGAAAGUGUCUACAGUGGAAACUUUUUUCUAGCCUCGACGAAUAAGGUGAUGACCACUGGACUACAAUCAGUUGGUUUACAACAUAAACCUGUAAGCCAAAGUUAUCAACAACCUUUACUGUCGCCAACGAAUCCUGAUUUCUCUAGAGAACCAUAUGUUUCAACAAUGAUGGGGACUAAUGUACAAGAAAUGGAGAGGAGUAAUGGACUUACAAAUCUCAAUCCUAUUUAUGGCCUACAAGAUCAGUGCAUUCAUUCGCCUAUGUUUCAGGAGGAACAAUAUGAUUACGAUUUACUUCUUGAACAACUCAAGCAUAUUCAUGAAAAUGAUCAGAUGCAACAGCCAGAAUCUUCCAACAUGCCUACUCCAACAUACAUGUCAGGAAACUAUUCACCAUUUGCGCAUACUUCAUAUCAAUCUGACCCAUUUGCUAUUAAUUUUCAAAACUCAAGCUCAUUACAAACUACUUGUCGAACCCGUGGAAGGCCAAGGAAAAAUCAAAUUCCGAUGCCUUUGGUACCUACAACUCAAACGCCCUUAACCUCUCCCAGACAUUAUAGCACGCGAGAGAAGGGAAAACAAGCUAUUACAGCAAUGCCGUCUUUGAACCCAACUCUAUACAAUCAAUAUCAAAGAUCAUACACAAACACAAUGGUCCAGCAGAGUGGAGUUUUAAGACAACGUAGUUGUUAUGAUCAACUCGAAAAUGAAUGCUCAUCGUCUAAAAUAAGGAGGAUCAUGCUCCCGUUUCAAGAAAACUCUGUGGCGGAUUCAUCAAGGGUUUCAUUUUGGCAAGAUGGAAAUAUGCGUUCAAGUGCAGCCAAUCACCAUGAAGAGAGGUCUAUUAAAAAUACAAUGUACGAUCCAUUGUAUGCAGGUGUUGGAUUACCCAUUGAUCCUCAUUUGAGGUUCUUUUGA